Molecule: messenger RNA, 1284 nt
Organism: Trypanosoma theileri
Lineage: Eukaryota; Euglenozoa; Kinetoplastea; Trypanosomatida; Trypanosomatidae
Exons: 1
Coding region: 1-1284 (427 amino acids)
Source: RefSeq, a predicted model, not a curated record
AUGACUUGUGCAGAUAAGAUGGACGAAGUUUAUGCAUUGUUGGAACAACUGCGUGUUAGUGAAAUUGGUGGUGUGAGUGUAGAAGAAGGAUGUGUACUCUGGGAUAGAUUUGUGUUUUUAAUUUAUCGUAUUUUUUUGGAGUCAUCAUCUUUUGCGGCUGUUGGUUAUAACGCUUUUCCGAAUGUUCCCACCAUUGUGGAUCAUGAAUCUAAAAAGGAUUUCUUAACCUAUAUGAAUGCAUUAGUUGCCGAUAUGAAUACGGUCUCGUCUCAGUUACGUGAUUUGGAAAGUGCGAUGUGUGCUGUGAAAUCUUAUUUAUCAAAUGAUGAACUUCUCCAAUGUGAGGCAGAGUUCAAAAAGGAGCAAUCCACUCUCUCGGAUGCCUUGCUGCGUAUUUCCAGUAUGCGUACUCGACUGAUGGACCUGCAGUGUAUAGAUAGACACCAUUCCUCUCAUUCCGCUGGUGUUGUUGUUCCUUCUUCUUCUUCUUCUUCUUCUUUACAAAGGCGACGAGAGGAGACAACACGUGUCUUUCUGGACACCAUGCGGUUUUGUGAUGCGGCGCGGGAGGCACUGCGAGAGUCUUCACGCACAUCUCCUCUCACUGUUGAGAUGUCAACAUCAACAUUAUCAUCUCCACAACUCAUACGACUGACGCGGGAAGUGGCGGAGCUGCGGGCCAUGCGGGCAAAAACCCUCGCGGAGCUUCACCACUGGCAGACCCCCGCAGCCACAUCCCACAAGGAACAAUGGAAAGAAAAAGAAGAAAAAGAUGAAAAAGAAGAAAAAGAAGAAAAGGAAGAGUUGGAGGAAUUGCGGCGGGCGAAUGCGUCGCUGCGGGCGGAGUUUCACGCCGGUUGUGCGGCACUGCGGGAACAGCGGGGGGAUGUGAAGAUCCAACACUCUCUCUUGCAGUCCAUACAAUCACCAUCACUGCAAUCCUCAUCAUCCUCAUCACUGCAAUCAUUGCAAUCGCGAUGGGCAUUCGCCACCGCCCGACGUGAUCGACUGCGGCGAGAAGUGGCGCAACUCACAAGGGCAUGUGAAGUGGAGCGAGCAGAACACCAAACACUCAUUCACUCCUCCUCUAAUUCUAAUUCUAAUUCUUAUUCUAGUUCCCCUACACACGCCCAUUCCUUUACAAGAGAUAGUUCUCAUGGAAGGGAAUGGGUGGAGCAGAUUGCUGUUGAGGAUCUCGCGUGGGAGGCACGGGCACAGGCGAGUAUUGCCAACACCCUGCGAGCACAGCUCCACACUCACACCGCAUCCACCGGCAGUAUGUAG